AUGGUCGUCUACUCGUUCUACAUUUUUGAUCGGCACGCGGAAUGCAUCUACAAGCGUCGCUGGCUUCCGCGCCCGACCUCCACCGUGGGGAAGUCACGGUCUGACACAGUCUCCGGCGCAGCACCGACCGGUCUCGGCCAGACAGUGCGAUCGACAGACGAUGAUUCGAAGCUUGUAUUCGGUACGGUCUUCUCGCUGCGGAAUAUGGUGCGUAAGCUAGGAGGCGAAGAGGACAAGUAA
Messenger RNA from Penicillium egyptiacum, 240 nucleotides. The record is from the annotation of a GenBank genome assembly. Lineage: Eukaryota; Fungi; Ascomycota; Eurotiomycetes; Eurotiales; Aspergillaceae.